Molecule: messenger RNA, 603 nt
Organism: Cynara cardunculus var. scolymus (artichoke)
Lineage: Eukaryota; Viridiplantae; Streptophyta; Magnoliopsida; Asterales; Asteraceae
Product: protein BRICK 1
Exons: 2
Coding region: 113-370 (85 amino acids)
Biological process (GO): regulation of actin polymerization or depolymerization; actin filament organization; cell motility
Cellular component (GO): SCAR complex
Molecular function (GO): protein-containing complex binding
Source: RefSeq, a predicted model, not a curated record
UGUUUGGCUUCCAAUCGGUCGCUUAAAUCACACAACACGCAAGAACAAAUCAUCAUCAUCAUCACCGAUUCCCCUGAAGUGGCAUCGAGAAAUCAAAAUCACCGACGUUAGAAUGGCUCGAGCUGGAGGAAUAACGAAUGCAGUAAACGUAGGGAUAGCAGUACAAGCUGAUUGGGAGAAUCGAGAGUUCAUUUCUCAUAUCUCCCUCAACGUUCGUCAACUCUUUGACUUCCUCGUUCAAUUCGAGGCUACAACAAAGAGCAAAUUGGCAUCUCUGAAUGAGAAACUUGAUACGCUAGAGCGUCGUCUAGAAAUGCUUGAAGUACAAGUGGGUACUGCUACAGCCAAUCCAAAUUUAUUCAAGACCUGAUUUUACUAGACUGGCAUUGUAAGAAAAAGAGUGAAGGCCACCUGUCUUCCAGAUUGUGAGCUGAUUAGCUUCUUCAAAAUCCAGUGUGAUACGUAUGAAGAUCGUUUGCUUACUUUUCGUAUAUUUAUUUAUGUAGCUGAUCUGUGCAUGUUGUAACUGGAAGAGUUCCCUUCUCUUUGUUUUCAUAUCACUAUUUUGGCUUAAUGAAGAUUUGAAUGCAGUUUGUGGUGUCU